UUCAAGACGAAGCGACCAUUGCAAGACGAGAUUCAAGAAAGGGCAAGAGUGUGGAUGGUAGGACCACCCAAUCUACCGGUACCACUCUAGCUAGUAGUAUAAUAGUAGAGCUAGGCAGGCAAUAGCCCAAGAGUAGCUAGCUGGAUGUUGUGUGUGUAUUGAUGAUCUGCAACAAGCAGCAGGAGGGAGUUUGGAACUCGAACGUCGUGCUGCGAAAGAAAAGAAACAAAGAAAGAAACCCAAUAGCCCACAUCGAUACAUCGACAUUGUCAAGAUGCACCAUGGUAUGGACGACUCUGACUUUUCGGCCGGCCUGAACGAUGCGUUUUUCAUCAUGAACAACAAUUCGCAAAGCACCAUGGAUCCCAGUGAGAACAGUACGUUGGAAGGAAGUGCCUUUAGUGUCUAUUCCAUGAGCAUGAGCAACAAUACGAACAACAACAACAACAACAACGAUCCACAGACGCGAGACUUUUCCCGUCAUUCCAUGGCACUGUCGUCGACCACGGAUGGAGCCACCACGGUCAGCAGUCUGUCGGAUGGGACACCCUUAAGGGCCAGAAGAGCGCUGCAGUUUCCCGAGCUGCAACAAUCGAGUGACGACAACAUAUCGUUGUCAGGACGACACUUGAGAGAGCAAAAACAACGGCGUCUCAGUGCCACUGCCAAACGACGACGAAGAAGACCCGGUGGUCCACCGUUGCCCAGCAUGGGGACGACGACGGGGACGACGGGAAUGACCAGUUGUGAAGAAAACAGUGCCGAGGAAGAAAGCGAUUGCUCAGAUCAAAAUAAUGACAAUGACGAUGAUGAUGAUGACGAAAACGACAUUCCUCCACUCGAACGACAACACACGGACAAUAGCAUUCUGCAGCAAGAAGAAGAAGAAGAAGACAUGGGAUCCAUUCUAGAAAACGGUAGUGGCAUGACACGCAUCGCCCCUCCGUCUCCAAAACCACAAAUCAAACGACAUCAUCAUCAUCAUCAUCGACAACAAUACCCAUCCGUUCCCCCCAUUGGCUUUGUUCCAGCCGACUUUUUGACCCAUGCAGACAGCCAGGAAAACAACAAUAAUGCCAGAAUACCACAGCAUGCUACGACAGCAACAAACACAAAUCCCACCAGUUUGGCCAGUCUAGUAGAAAAAGACAAGCGCCCCAAUACUGUUGAGAAUGCUAAGGAUGAUGACAACAAGUCAGUAGUCUCGGUCUCGGCCAAAAACUUGCAAAAACGCAAACAACGACGCCAACAAUCCUUCAAGAAACGACCGUCGCAAAUGUCGGCCUAUCAACAAUUGCAAAUGCAACAAAAGGAAUUGAAAGCAAGACAAGAUUCCAUACCAGACUUUAUUGUACCACCACCACAACAACAAAACACUAGAAUAUCCGCCUUGUUGAACCAUCAUCAAAAUGGAAACAACAAUAACAACAAUAGUGCCCGAAGAAGACCUUCGUACAUGGAGGAUGUCUCAUCCUUGGCCAACUCUACGAUUGCCACCCGCGAAGAAGACGAUGAUGAUUCCGAACUCGUCCUUAGUCCCAUUGCACCCACUGCAGCGGCCACAUGGAGUCGGCUCAAGGCCAAUCAGCAACCCAACAAAAUACCGCAACGAAAAUCUUCCAUGAAUAUGACUGCGGCCAAGGACGCAUUCUCUGUAGUGUCCGAGGAAGAUGAUGAUGACGACGAUGACGAUGACGAUGAUGAGAGCUUAUUGAGUCCACUCAAAGUGACAUUGCCACAGGAAAAGAUUCAAGAAGCGCUGCACAAAUUACACAUGUCGCAACCAAACUUGGUAUUGCCACUGACAGGCGAUGACGAUGAUGAUGAUGACAAUAAUAAUACGAAUGCAAAAGAAGAGGAAUACAGACUCAAACUGAGACAACGGAGUGGUACUACGACAACAUCCCGACGAAACAUGUUUCAAAAAGCCAAAUCCGUCUCGCACUUGGGUUUGGAGCGAAAACUACAGGCACUGCCGGCCAAAGGGGAUGACGACGAUGAUGACUACGACUUUUUGGCAUGGAAAGCACCAUCUCCAACACCAACAAAAGAACCACAACAACGACAGCAACAACAAUCUGACAAGCAGGAGCAGUUGACAAGCAAGAUUGUAGAUGAUUUUGGUCCCACCGUGAGACGACGGAAUAGCACAUCGGCACGACAACCAGGGAAUACACGGUCGUUAUCACCUCUGCGAAAUCGAUGGAUCUCGGGAUGUAAGGACGGUCUCAUUGAAGAGGACGAAGCCAACGUUUUGGAGGAAAACCAAGAACAACAGAAUCAUGACAGCAUGACAGGGUGGCAGCUGGCGACUUCGGAGGACGCAAAAAUCCUCACGUUCCAUAGAGCAUCGCCUCCGCCCACCACCCCCAACCGGAAAGCCAAUUCUCCUCGACCACCCGCCAGCAAACCAAAACCAAAAUUGGCCAAGUGUAAUUCCACUCCCAACUUGUUUGCCAAUGAUGAUUCACCGGCUGUAAACAACAACAAUUCGGUUCCACCGCUACCCGCCGAAAAGAUUGAAUCCAUCGUGUCGUUUUUGCUGGGGGAAGGAUUGGCUCCUGCCGCAGCGACAACGGAAGACACGAAGAUUGCUCCCACAUUGUCAUCUGAAGACAAGGGUGAAAUGGAAGGUCACGAUCAUGACGAGGAAGAAGAAAAAGAUCCGCUUAUUAAGCAUGCUUCUGACGGGGAAUCGUCGACACAAGACACCCCCAGUACCGACAAUUCACAAGCAUUGGAUAUGUUAUUCCGUUUCGAUGAUAAUGGGAAUUCUAGGUCCAUUGCUAGUUCUUGGGCCGAAGAUCCAAAACAGGAGGAUGCCGCAAACCAACAGAGCUCCUUUUCGUCGGCAGCCAUGCCAGGACUAGCAACGUAUGAGCAGUUUAACCAAUCAGAUGACGAAAAAGUGUCUCCCAGCUUGAUCAAGAAAAUAAGAAAAAGCGUAAAGAAUGUGGGACAAGCAGGCACGAGGUACCUUCGAAAGAAGAAAGCUCAUUCCUUGAUCAUGACCGCUGCGAAAGACGAAAUGGCCAGACUGAGUCAAUCAAUGACCUCUUUUGAGUUCGGGACGAGCAACCAUUCUUCUUCGGGGUUUAUCAUGGAAAAGGUGGAGGAACAGUCCAGCGAAGACGAUGAAAGAACACCUGCUGCAAAAUCGGCAGACGCUAGAAAAGAAACUUCAGAGGCGUCGUCCAAGGCACCAAAGCAACGGAAUCCAGGUGGUAAGCGAGAGAGCUUCAAGUUGCCCAAGAAGCUUCGUGGCAAGCGAUUGCCUUUUAUGAGGUCGUCCUCGGUACCCGUUCUUGAGGCAGACGAUGGGCCUUCAGACACUUUUCCGGCAGGAACGGGUGUCGCUGUAGCCUUGGAUCAGACGGUGCCAGAAAGCCAGGCAUUGGACAACAGCGAGAACGACAAACGCCCAACAACAAUGACUCAGCCAAUUUCACCACCCAAAGACUCAUCAUCACGAGGAUCGGUUUCUCUCGUCUCCGACGCGUUGGCUUCGCCUGUGGGGACUGUCCGGCGCAAAACAAAGCUUUCAAAGUCUUCGUCGUCCAGUCGUCUUCCAGGAAUCACACACACUCACUCCUCCCCGGUAACAGAUUCUCCGAUCCCCAGACGGAUGGGUAAGGACACGCAACGAAGGUCGGCGAAAGGACCGUCCCUGACAAGUUCUGAAGCCACGGACCAGUCAUCCGCUGUCUCGCCUGCAACACUAAGGACAUCAAGAGGAAGCAAACAACGACCGAAAAGGAGUAGUACGGUGCAUGAGAAACGAAGCCGCUCCAGAACGCGCCGAGACAGCAAUAAGCAACGGUCAAAGUCAGCCUCUUCACGCCCUCGCAAGGAAAAGACUCGCCGGUCUUCCAGCCGGAGCAGAAAAAAGUCGCCAUCGGGCAGCCGUCAGUCUCACCUGCAUUCGUCCCUCGAGGGAUCGUUCCAAAGUUUCUUCGAGAGUGACUCGUCGAAUCGGCAUUACACCGAUAUGCUUGCAUCGAAAUUACGAGACGAAGUUCGACGUUCAAGGCGGGAAACCAACAGUCCAAGGGCAUCGUUUCGCCGCCAUGCCUCGCUGCGCAAUGUUGAAGACCGUAGCGUUUCCACCCGAAAGAGCAUGUCUUCAGCAACACAGAAACCACGGCGGAACCUUCAAAAGGCCAAAUCCUCUCGCGAUGUGUACCCUCGACGCAACAAGUCUCGGGUCGUCGACGAAGCGUCUACUGCCUCCUCCCGUCCAUCCAAACGAGGCGGCAAAAUGAGGCUUGCCCGACAAGCCAAAUCAGAACGGUUUCUUCACAGUUCGGCUUCCAGCAUCGAGGGGCCCGAUGAGGCUACCAUCAUGCGCAAUAAGACAAAGGCAAAACGUGGCUCUACUUCUCGAGGUAGGAGUGGUUCCUACACGAGUCUACUGGCCACCCCUGUCACUCCCAGCUCCUCCAAGAAGCAAGUGUCCAACCGUCACUUGGUUCGUGAAGAAGACACCACUGACAGCGACCAGGGCAUGCAAAGCACUCCUGCUAGUUCAAGGAGAUCUGUUGCUGGUUCGCGAAGCAGUCGUCCUCCCGUAGCCUCCGGGAGGAAAAGAAUGGGGAAGAGCCAGUCGCUCAGACAUGUUCCAGAUUUGACCUGAAAUUCGGAGAUGGCUUUACAAAUUCUGUUGUCACGAAUGAACCGUAGCGUUACCACGGUAUCUACACGAACGCGCCCUCCCUGGUUUAGAGGCGAGUGGCAUUCAGAGCGAGACUGGCUGGGCGAGAGCGGAAAGGAGAGCCAAAGACAAACGACGUAUAGUUUGGCUAGCUGAGUCAAGUUCUUGCUUCGACAACGAGAGCGGCAGAGGGCAGCUUUCCAGAAUGGAACUGAGUGGUUGCAUCUUCUCGCUAGCUACAAGUACCGGUAGCAAGGUGGACAGAAGUAAUUGGACCAUGGCCUCUGAAUCAAUCUUCUGAACCCCCCCAGCUACAUCCAUGUUGAUGCCAUUGUCUUGCUGAAGAUGACUGCAGCACAAUAAAACAGUGCAUAUUUGUUUACCUCUACAUGUAGUAGCAAUUUUGUAAAUAGAAUUACAGAGUUGUAGAAUUGGUGAU
This is a messenger RNA of Seminavis robusta, 5090 nucleotides long. The record is from the annotation of a GenBank genome assembly. NCBI's taxonomy places the organism in Eukaryota, Bacillariophyta, Bacillariophyceae, Naviculales, Naviculaceae.